Messenger RNA from Thermothelomyces thermophilus ATCC 42464, 321 nucleotides. RefSeq lists its product as uncharacterized. The coding region runs from base 1 to 321 and encodes 106 amino acids. The record is from RefSeq and is a predicted model, not a curated record. The transcript has 3 exons. NCBI's taxonomy places the organism in Eukaryota, Fungi, Ascomycota, Sordariomycetes, Sordariales, Chaetomiaceae.
AUGGCGACAGAAGCGCCCAAGAAGAUGGAAUGGCUCGUGGUCGUUCCCGACUUCCCCGGCGCUCAUGAGAAGAGGAUAGCGGUGCGACCGCAACACUUUGCCAACCUUGGUCCUGUCAAGGAAUCAGGCGUGUUCCAAAUGGGCGGGGCCGUCCUUAACGAGGUGCCUACCUCCUCCGACCCCAAGGACUUCUCCUUCGCCGGCAGCACCAUCGUUGUGCUAGCCUCGAGCCGCGAGGAGAUCAAGGAGAUCCUGCGCCAGGACGUGUAUGCCAAGGAGGGAGUGUGGGACGUUGAGAAUGUGAGUCGUUUCCCCUCGUAG